Messenger RNA from Chionomys nivalis (European snow vole), 1767 nucleotides. It is a transcript of the gene Ctxn3, whose product is annotated as cortexin 3. The transcript has 3 exons. The record is from RefSeq and is a predicted model, not a curated record. NCBI's taxonomy places the organism in Eukaryota, Metazoa, Chordata, Mammalia, Rodentia, Cricetidae. Bases 768 to 1013 code for a protein of 81 amino acids.
CGAAUGCUAUGCGAUGCCCUUGCCUAUGACAGAGUUGGCCUGAAGGUCAGACACCACGAUCAAUAGGAGGGCUGGUUGCUGCAAGGUGCUAAUUGACAUCCCCCAAGAGAAACAGUGUCAACAAUCAAUAGAGGAGACACUGGCGUAGGUAGAUUUAUGGCUUUGAUUUUGAAAGGGUGCGGGAAUGCCCAGUGAUGCUCUGCCCUGCACUCGUUUUGAAUGUUAAUGUUUUCUUGAGGAUGAUUUCAGACUCUCUGCGAGGAUACUGCCUCUACUCACUGAAGCAGAAUCCUCUGAAGAGUUGCUGAGGCGGAACUGAAAUCAUGGCUUGCCUCAAAGAAGCAGCUGUAGUGGCCGCUAACCGUGCCUCACACGGGUGGAAGAUGCCCCUUUCACUCGGGGUUUUAAUGGGAUAUUUCUAAGCCUGAGACAACAGCUUUGGAGCUGGGGUGUGCCCUCGCUGCUCGCUGCUACCUCUGUCUACUGCUCGCACUCAGCCGGGCAGGAACGAAUGGAAACGAGACAGGCUUCUAACUACCUGUAACUGUUUUCACCACGGAAUGGAUCAAGCGUCUGCCCAGCCAGAUCCAGCGCACACAAUUGGACCUGGCAGAGGGACGACACAGAUGCUCCGAAUGCUGGGGACAGCCCACCAGGGCCAGCCACUGCUAUAAACGCAGCCUCUCCAGGAAGCAGCCACCAUGUUCUCUGCAAACUGAGAAUGGAAGAACAGGAAGCCAGGAAAGUCUGUGCUUUGGAUUUCCUGGAUGAUGGAUGGGGGACAGCCCAUCCCUUCACCUCUGGUACCCCUCGGGAACUUAUCAGAUUCUAGCAUGUCGCUGGAACAGAAAACAACAUUUGUUUUUGUGAUUUUGUUGUUCAUCUUUCUGGGCAUCCUCAUUGUCAGAUGCUUCCGGAUUCUUCUAGACCCAUAUCGGAGCAUGCCAACCUCAACCUGGGCUGAUGGGCUUGAAGGCCUAGAGAAAGGGCAGUUUGAUCAUGCCCUUGCCUAGCGGGGACAAAGUAGGCUGCCCUCCUAAAGAGGCAAAGUGUUUUAUGUCUGAUCGAAGCUUCCUUUUUGUUAACAUUCUCAACAAAUCAAAUUUUAGCCAUAUCUGACCUUAGGACAAUGAUUCGUUAUUUCAUAAACAUGCUAUUGUAUUAAAGGUGUCUUAUUUGAGGAUAAUGGAAAGUUUAUAUUAUGUAGGAAGGUACAGACAUUGGUGUUUACUCAAUGAAGGGAUAUUGUUACAGAUGUGAUUGUAAAACCAAGACUUCUUUGUCAACUGAAGGAUCUCUGAUCAGAGCAGAGUACAAACAAUAAGAGAAAAUCUGAUCUGUGUCAGAGGACCAAGCUGAGAAGAGACUACCUUGCUCAAAUAGUGCCUCUCAGUUUUAUUUUGUACACAUUUAGGCCCUGGGCAGAGUGAUGAAGCUGGGGCAGAGACAACCAUAAGCCGGCACCCAUUUUCUCCCAAAGCAGGGAGCACUAGGCCGCAGAAAGAUAGAUAUUUACUUGGUAAAUUUGGAUGAGAAAGCUAUCAUUUUCAUUUUUACAUAACAUUAAACUCAAAAGUCUACAGAGUCUUGAAAUGACCAAGCCAAACCCAAUCUCUGUAUUCCUAUGGCUAACACACGUAGAUGCACUGAUGUAUAAUCUGAAUUCAUUGUCUUUACCUUUCUAAUGGAACUCACGGAUUACAAGUGUAGCUUCAGGACUUUGUUUUAAAAGAAAGUUCACCGCUUAGCAAGAAGACUGUGGUUAUA